AUGAACGUUUCAAGAUGCAGGCAGUACUGGUGGUCAAUCUUACUUCACAUACAAAAUUUCGUUAAUCCACUAAACUUGUGCCUUGGAGUAACGUGUCGCGCAGAUGAUAUGGGCGAUUACUUCGUGUAUUAUUACGUAAACAGUUUGACGCGAGCCUCGCCCUUCUUCGUAGGAAUGAUUUUUGGAUACUUAUUACACUUAUGGAGAGGAACGGAGAUAAAAAUUACAAAGGCCUUAGUAACGUUGUAUUGGUGCGGUACGGGCCUUAUCCUUGGCUCCUUGAUAUAUUUCAUGUAUAUAAAUAUCCAACUCGAUUGGGACAAUCAGAUUGCUGACAAUCUUAUCAAUUCAUUUAUGCGCUCCUUAUGGGCUGUUAGCCUGGGCUGGAUAAUCUUUGCAUGUGUCAAAGGAUAUGGAGGGCCAAUCAAUUGGUUUUUGUCACUACAAAUGUGGAAGCUGCCUGCGCGCCUAUCCUACGCCAUGUAUAUUAUUCACUUCUCGCUUAUGCUUGCCUAUUAUAACUCAGCUGUAGAACCAAUGUACUUCACUGUAGCAUCUGUAAUGUUCAACUUUUUCGCGUUCUUAUCCAUAGUGGUGAUAUUGGCUAUUGUUGUCACAGUAGUUAUCGACGCACCGUUUUCAACACUCUUCAAAGUUAUGUUAGGAACUGGUUCCAAGCAACCAACUAAAGUAGUUGAUAAGGAAAUUAGACCAGAAACUAUUGUACCAUUGGAUAUAAAAACUGGUUUACCAAUUUCGGCAUUCGAUACUGAGCAAAAUAAGCUAACAAAUGUUAGAUUU
Messenger RNA from Iphiclides podalirius (scarce swallowtail), 801 nucleotides. Lineage: Eukaryota; Metazoa; Arthropoda; Insecta; Lepidoptera; Papilionidae. The record is from the annotation of a GenBank genome assembly.